Rotaria socialis is the source of this 1446-nucleotide messenger RNA. NCBI's taxonomy places the organism in Eukaryota, Metazoa, Rotifera, Eurotatoria, Philodinida, Philodinidae. The record is from the annotation of a GenBank genome assembly.
AUGGGUCUCAGUGGUAGUAGUUUAAACAUACCAGGUGGUGGUACCGAAGGUUUUCAUGUUCUACGUGUUCAAAAUGGUUCACCUGGACAUAAAGCUGGUCUAGAACCAUAUUUUGAUUUCAUUAUCAGCAUUAAUGGUGUUCGACUUGAUACAGACAAUGAAAACUUUAAAGAAAUUUUGAAAGCUAAUAUAAAUAAAGCAGUCGAAUUACUUGUCUAUAACAGUAAAGCACAAACAGUUCGACAAUUACAAUUAACUCCUCAUGAGAAUUGGGGUGGUCAAGGAUUACUUGGUUUAAGUAUUCGAUUUUCAUCAUUUGACAAAGCCAAUGAAAAUGUUUGGCAUGUGCUUGAUGUUCAACCGCAUUCACCAGCUUCAUUAGCUGGUCUACGUUCUGACACUGAUUAUAUUAUUGGAGCCGAUACAUUACUUAAUGAUGCUGAAGAUUUUUUUGCAUUAAUUGAAAGUAAUCAAGGCAAAUCACUUAAACUUUAUGUUUACAAUUGCGAUGGCGACUCAACACGUGAAAUAAGUCUUACGCCAAAUAUUGGUUGGGGUGGUGAAGGUAGUUUAGGUUGCGGUAUUGGCUAUGGUUAUCUACAUCGAAUCCCCAUUCGAACAGCUAAUUCACCACCACUUACUAAAUCAAAUCCGUUAGUUAUUAAUAGUGACAAAGCUCCGUUACUCUCUUCAAUACCUCCGCCGAAUAUGGCUGGCGGAAGUAAUUUGAGCUUUACACUUCAACCCGUUAAUAUGCCACCGUUAACAGUUACGAUGCCAAAUAUAAUUAUCCCUCCUCCAAUUGUUACUAAUACAACGAGUGAAACAACAACAGCAGCAGCAUCGAACAUUGGAACACAACAAACUUUAUCUACUGAUCCUAAUCAAUUCGCUACACAUUUUGGUGAUAUGAACCUGAAUACAUCGACUAACAUAACACCAUCCGCUACUCCUACAAAUUUCAUGCCGACCUCAAGCACCGUUCAAUUGCCACAUCCUGCUCAACAACAACCAAUAUAUACGGCUCCUACAAAUCAAUUUUCAUCGAAUUUCUCACCUCCGAUGUUUCCUCAACAGCAAUCAACCUACAAUCCUCCUACUAAUCAAUACUCAUCGAAUGCCACACCUCCAGUUUUCCCUCAGCAACAAACAGCGUACACCCCUCCUACCAAUCAAUAUUCAUCGAACGCUGCACCUCCGGCUUUUCCUCAACAACAAACAGCGUACACCCCUCCUACCAAUCAAUAUCCAUCAAACACUGCACUUCCGGCUUUUCCUCAACAGCAAUAUUUUCAACCUGUACCUCCUACUCUCUUCGGCAAUUCUCCACAGCAGCCACCGUUUCAAUUCAAUCCUUAUCCAACAUCUCGCUCCUCGCCAUACACCCAUGACAAUCAUAGUCAUCAGCAUGAGUGUGAUGGUACCGGUCAUAGUCAUAAUCAUUAG